GAGUUAAUUAUGCUGCGUCUGUUAACGAACUCUUCGCUGAGCCGUGGUUCACGGAUUGCCUCUCAGUUGGCACGAGGAUAUGCCAAGGAUGUCAAGUUCGGGCCGGAGGUCAGGGCAAUGAUGCUCCAGGGGGUGGAUGUGCUGGCUGAUGCUGUGGCCGUUACGAUGGGUCCCAAGGGACGUAACGUCAUUAUCGAACAGAGCUGGGGAUCACCAAAGAUAACCAAGGAUGGCGUCACGGUGGCCAAGUCGAUUGCGCUCAAGGAUAAGUUCAUGAACAUCGGGGCCAAGCUCGUCCAGGAUGUGGCCAACAACACGAACGAGGAGGCUGGAGAUGGCACCACAACGGCAACAGUAUUGGCCCGUGCCAUUGCCAAGGAGGGCUUCGAGAAGAUCUCCCGAGGAGCCAAUCCCGUGGAGAUACGACGCGGCGUCAUGCUGGCCAUUGAAACAGUCAAGGAUAAUCUGAAGAAUAUGUCGCGUCCAGUCAACACUCCCGAGGAGAUUGCCCAAGUGGCAACCAUCUCUGCGAAUGGCGACAAGUCUGUGGGAAAACUGAUCAGCGAUGCGAUCAAAAAAGUGGGACGUGAUGGCGUCAUUACCGUCAAGGAUGGCAAGACCAUGAACGAUGAGCUGGAGGUGAUCGAGGGCAUGAAGUUCGAUCGGGGCUACAUAUCGCCGUACUUCAUCAACAGCUCCAAGGGCGCCAAGGUCGAGUUCCAGGAUGCCCUCAUUCUCUUCUGCGAGAAGAAGAUCAAGGCGGCGUCCAGCAUUGUGCCUGCCCUGGAACUGGCCAAUUCUCAGCGCAAGCCAUUGGUCAUCAUUGCCGAAGAUGUCGAGGGCGAAGCACUCAGCACCAUGGUCGUCAAUCGUCUCAAGGUGGGGCUCCAGGUGUGCGCCGUAAAAGCUCCUGGAUUCGGGGACAAUCGCAAGGAGAAUCUCGCGGAUAUGGCCAUUGCCAGCGGAGGCAUCGUCUUUGGCGACGAGGCGAAUCUGGUGCGACUGGAGGAUGUCAAGGUGAGUGACUUUGGUCGCGUCGGCGAAAUUGUCGUCACCAAGGACGACACCAUGCUCCUGAAGGGUCACGGACAGAAGCCGAUGAUAGCCAAGCGUGUGGAGAACCUUCGUGCUGCCAUCGCAGAGAGCACAUCGAACUACGAGAAGGAGAAAAUGCAGGAGCGUCUGGCCAGGCUCUCCUCCGGUGUCGCCCUGCUCCGCGUCGGCGGCUCCAGCGAUGUGGAGGUCAAUGAGAAAAAGGAUCGUGUCAAUGAUGCCCUCAAUGCGACACGCGCUGCCAUCGAGGAAGGCAUCGUGCCCGGCGGUGGCACCGCUCUGCUCCGCUGCAUUACCAAGCUAAACGACCUCAAGGGCAACAACGAGGAUCAAAACAUGGGCAUCGAGAUCAUAAAGCGUGCCAUGCGUAUGCCCUGCAUGACAAUUGCCAAGAAUGCGGGCGUCGAUGGAGCCAUGGUUGUGGCCAAGGUGGAGAUACUCGACGGCGACUAUGGCUACGAUGCCCUCAAGGGUGAAUACGGCAACAUGAUCGAGCGAGGCAUCAUUGAUCCCACCAAGGUUGUGCGCACGGCCAUCAUCGAUGCCGCUGGAGUUGCCUCCCUCCUUACCACAGCCGAGGCUGUUGUCACAGAGCUGCCCCUGGAGGAUGCUGGUGCAGCUGGCGGGCUAGGAGGCAUGGGAGGCAUGGGAGGAAUGGGAGGAAUGGGCGGAAUGGGAGGCAUGGGCGGUCUAGGCAUGUGAGAGACCGGCUAAGGAAUCGCACACAAACGAGGAAUGGGACACGAAGUAUCUAUCGGACUUCCAGCUAUUUGAAAGCACUUAGGGACUACACUAGACAACAAAUUUGAGGGAUAUGAGCCAUUUCCCCAUGGAUAGAUGGCAACAAGGGCAGUUGGUUUUCAGUUAAUCAUUGAUGCAUCACAAUUAACAAAGAAACAAUUAUGAAUUUAUUACAGGAAACUCACGGAUUGGAUGAUAAAUAUUUAAUAACUGGACUGCAGAACUGAACAUAAACAUAAAACCUUACAGACAUACACACACAUAAUAUUAUCACACUGACAAGAACACACUUCGCUCAACUUUUUCGCCAUUUCAAUGAGGAUACAUUUCGUUAAAUCCACUAUAUAAAGGCACUAAAUUUUUAAAUAAUUGAACAUAUAUUAAACUUGUGCUAAGGCAUU
This is a messenger RNA of Drosophila innubila, 2195 nucleotides long. RefSeq names its product 60 kDa heat shock protein homolog 2, mitochondrial (gene Hsp60C). Lineage: Eukaryota; Metazoa; Arthropoda; Insecta; Diptera; Drosophilidae. Gene Ontology annotation, cellular component: mitochondrial inner membrane; mitochondrial matrix. The record is from RefSeq and is a predicted model, not a curated record. The coding region runs from base 10 to 1755 and encodes 581 amino acids. Gene Ontology annotation, molecular function: protein-folding chaperone binding; ATP-dependent protein folding chaperone; ATP binding. The transcript has a single exon. Gene Ontology annotation, biological process: apoptotic mitochondrial changes; protein import into mitochondrial intermembrane space; mitochondrial unfolded protein response.